Molecule: messenger RNA, 2307 nt
Organism: Hypoxylon fragiforme
Lineage: Eukaryota; Fungi; Ascomycota; Sordariomycetes; Xylariales; Hypoxylaceae
Product: vanillyl alcohol oxidase
Exons: 1
Coding region: 395-2203 (602 amino acids)
Biological process (GO): lactate catabolic process
Cellular component (GO): mitochondrion
Molecular function (GO): FAD binding; D-lactate dehydrogenase (NAD+) activity; D-lactate dehydrogenase (cytochrome) activity
Source: RefSeq, a predicted model, not a curated record
UGGAGAUCGUCACGUUCUCAGCGGGGACCAACCCACGUUAUUUAAUGCACACACCGGUCACGCCAAGUCAAGGUUGGGUAAACCAAAUGCGGUUGCGGCUCUUCUGAACUGAACUGACGAACACAUCUGCCGAGGCUUCCCCAACAUCAACCCCGCCUAUAUCAUCACCUCGAACCGAGUUGGAAUGGGUAAGCUUAUACUGCAGGCUUACUAGUAAGACGCGGAGAAGCGCCGAGUAAGAAAGAUGGGGUUCGCUGACCUGGGGGAGAUGGGGGUUACCGAAUCGUGUAUAAACGAAGCGUCUUUACUUUUACUUCUUACUCCUCACUCCUCACCCCUUUUUACGACAUCUGAGAACAUUAAAACAUAGCAUAGCCAUUGGUACCUAGACAUCAUGACGACACAAGCAGCUUCAGUUAUAGUCCCAACUCUCCAGGAGAGGCAUAGCGGUACACCAGCGCGAUUAGGCGAGAUAGCCGCCGCGGCAAAAUCUCGUGUAUUGGAGAACCGCACGCUCCCGACGGCUCAGCCGAGGAAGCGUUCGGUCCGGCUCCCGCCAGGCGUGUCCUUGGAGAAAUUCGAGGAAGCCGUCAAGGAGCUGAAAGGAGCACUUGGAGCUGAAAAUGUCGAAGUCAAUGACCAGCCAUUGGUCGAUGGGUGGUAUAUGGAACACCCAAACACUCACGAUGCUUUCCAUAUCACAGACCAGGAAGAGCUCGUCAGCAGUGCAACCAUCUAUCCUGGAUCGACCGAGGAGGUCCAAAGCACCGUACGUUGGGCGAACAAGUUUGGAAUCCCAGUCUACCCCAUCUCCAUCGGCAGAAAUCUAGGAUACGGUGGUGCAGCACCACGAGUGCCCGGGGCUGCCGUUAUUGACCUCGGUAGACGGAUGCAUGAGAUCGUUAACAUUGAUGCUGAAAACGCUUCCUGUGUUGUCGAACCUGGCGUGACGUACUACAAACUUUACGAAGAAAUCCAGAACCGGAAACUCCCCCUCUGGGUUGAUACCCCAGACUUGGGUGGCGGCAGUGUGCUCGGCAAUGCGAUCGACCGCGGAGUUGGAUACACGCCGUAUGGUGACCACUUCGCAAAUCACUGUGGCAUGGAAGUGGUCUUGCCUAACGGCGAGGUAUUGCGUACUGGUAUGGGUGCCAUGCCCGGCCCCAACGGAGCAGACAACCCGACUUGGCAGUCUUUUCAACACGCCUUCGGGCCAUCCAUCGACGGAAUCUUCUCGCAGAGCAACUUCGGCAUCGUCACAAAGAUGGGGUUCCAACUAAUGCCGGCGACUGAGCACCAGUCCUACUGCUUCACAUUUCCAAAGGACGAGGAUUUUGAACAGAUUGUAGACCUCAUCCGUCCACUGGCGCAAAGCCGCGUCUUAGGAAAUGUGCCUCAACUACGACAAGUUAUCCAGGAACUGGGCGUAGCAGGACAUCGAAGAGCAGAUCUUCAUGACGGACCGGGCCCUUUGACGCAAGAGGAGAUCAGUGCUGCGGCAUCCAAGCUACCUCUGGGCGACUGCACCUGGAUAUUUUACGGAUGCCAGUAUGGGCCACCCGAGUCCAUCAAGGCGCAGCUCGAUGUCAUCAAAGCUGCGUUCUUCCAGAUUCCAGGAGCGAAGUUCUUCUUGCCCUCAGACUUGCCACCUGAUCAUUAUCUCAGCGACCGAGCACUGGUCUGCAGCGGCGUGCCUGUACUGCGCGAUCUCGACUGGCUUAAUUGGGAACCAAACGGGGCGCAUUUAUUCUUCUCACCCAUUGCGCCGACGCGAGGAAAGGAUGCCCGCAAGGUUCAUGAGAUCGUUGCCGCGGCGCAUAAGCGCUAUGGAUUCAAUCUCUUCCCCACGCUAUGUGUCGCGGGUAGAGAGAUCCACUACAUCACGAAUAUCAUCUAUGACAGAGCCGACCCCGAGGCGAAGGUGAGAGCUAUCAAGCUUAUGAGAGAAAUGAUAACGGAGUGCGCUGCCCUAGGAUUUGGAGAAUACCGCACCCAUCUGUUGUUUGCGGAUCAGGUGGCUAGCACAUAUAAUUGGAAUAACUCGGCUCUGAUGACCUUCAACGAGACGCUCAAGGAUGCUUUGGAUCCUAAUGGAAUUCUGGCCCCUGGUCGGAACGGGAUCUGGCCUAAGCAGUUUAGAGGAAAGGGAUGGGAAUUAGGAGCCGAUGCUAUUGACUUGACAUCCAUCGGGCCGCGUAAAUAAGUAAAAAUAAAAGAGGCUGUAGUGUAUUUAGCUGACGUCAAGGUCAAUAUUGAUGCCCAUUGGCUACAUGAUGUACAUAAUCUUCCUACUGCCCUGUGCAACGU